AUGGUAACUUGGUCGGAUUUAUCAAUUGAUUUAAAGUCAAAAGUCAUCAAGGAUUUGGAUUUGCUCAGCCGGUAACUUUUAGGCAAAAAAAUUCAAUAAAUUGUCGAAAUUUCCAGUUUCCGUCUUCGCGCCGCUUCUCGAUUGGACCGAAAAGUGGUCGAUUUCAGCGAACACCGCAUUCCACGUGUCAACAUUUCGGAGAAAAACGGCAUUUUCGACAUGACCGUCUACUGGAAAAUCGAUCGAUUCGUGCGGAUCAGACUGGAGCAAGGCGACGCCGAUUCGACAAUUAUGCACAGGCGGGAAUUUGAAUGCGUUUUUUUUUGAAUUCUGUGGCCACGGCCAUUGCCAAUUUUUUUCCAGAACCCAACGCCUCAAAAACACGCACAAAAAGUCGAUUACAUGCGCGAAAACGACGCCGCUCAAGCUGUUCGCUCAAAUAUUCCGUCAAAUCGUUUUCCACCGCAAAACGACGAUCGGCACGCUCGAGACGGCGAUUUCCGACCACAUCGACGUUCGCGAAUUGCUGAAAUUGAGCGAGGAGCUCGCAAAAACCGACGACGACGAUAUUCGUGCCGAAGUAUUAUCGAUCCACACGCUGGAACGUUCGAAUUUGCCGUUUUUGGGGCGCUGCCAUUCGGCAACACUUCGCGACAUUGAGCUGUGUUACGACGGAAUCGUCUACACGUUUUUGAUGUGUGAAAAAUCGACACUUGAUGAGAAGAAAGCGGAAGAAUUGACGGCGGCCGGAUGUUGGGAAUAUUUUCACGGAUGCGGACUCCACGUCGCCCGAAAAUAUAAUGUGAAUGGUCGCGAAGUGAAGGAGAAGUGUGAAGAGUUGAAAGAAAGGUGAGAAAACGCGCUGCACCUCACUUUUGACGCAAAAUUUCCUGAAUUUCAGCUCGCCCCUAUCGGUUGCGGUGCAAAAAGUGAGUCGUUCGGUGCGGAUCAAGUUUACGGGAUGCGGAAGGAUUUGUGAGAAGGUGGACGGAAAAGGAGGAGACGAUUAUUGCGAAGUGACCAAGGUGACUAGCGGUUUCUUUUUUUUUGGGUCUCGCCCGCCACGAAAACUACAGUAUCCCAAUCCGAGUUUGUUUCAGUCCACGAUGCCGUGCCUUCUUCGUUGGGCGUGUCCGACGCACGCGGAUGCGUUCACGCACUGGUACUACCGCAAAGAGCGCCAUCGCAUUCUGGGCCCGAAAUAUUGGACGAACAAAUUGGACGAGGUGGCGAUUCCAAUCGCGGUGAGACCCGAUCCGAUCCGUCGUUUCCAUCACAUGUGGCGUCGAGUUUUUGUGGAAUUUUUCGUAAUUAACGAAUUUUUUCACUUUAUGCUGUCCGUCUUCCUCCCGAUUUCCCUCAUUUUCGCCGCUUUUUAUGUGAUUUAUUUCCGGGAUAUUUUCGAGUUUUUAUCGAAAACUUUAGAUGGAUAAAUACCUUAUUUUAGUCUUUCAAUCAUAUUUUUUGCUGA
This is a messenger RNA of Caenorhabditis sp. 36 PRJEB53466, 1471 nucleotides long. NCBI's taxonomy places the organism in Eukaryota, Metazoa, Nematoda, Chromadorea, Rhabditida, Rhabditidae. The record is from the annotation of a GenBank genome assembly.